Molecule: messenger RNA, 2560 nt
Organism: Haplochromis burtoni (Burton's mouthbrooder)
Lineage: Eukaryota; Metazoa; Chordata; Actinopteri; Cichliformes; Cichlidae
Exons: 3
Coding region: 6-629 (207 amino acids)
Source: RefSeq, a predicted model, not a curated record
CAAACAUGGACCCAGCAGCUUUGUCUGGAGAGAGCGACCUCGCACGCAUCCGACGCCUGAUGGACUGGGUAACCCACACCACCAACGCAAGGGCACAAGUGGUGGGGUUAAAAGCCAUCGAAGCAAUCCUGGAAGAAAAUCCCUACCUCUGCCAGCUUAAGGGAGUUUCAGGCUUAAUUUGCAACCUGCGUAAAGCCCGGGGGGUGGUGCGAGCUCGGGAAUCCACAGACUUUGUCCAGCAGCAGCGGAUUACGGCCGCCCCGGAACAGUCACGUCAGCUUCUCCUGCCGGAGGUUUUGCCCGGCCCGCCGGAGGUGUUUGCCCGGCCCGCCGGAGGUGUUGCCCGGCCCGCCGGAGGUUUUGCCCGGCCCGCCGGAGGUGUUGCCCGGCCCGCCGGAGGUGUUGCCCGGGAGGAAGCGACGAUCGCGCCGUUGGCGCGUCACCCCACAGCCGGAUAUUGGAACUUCAGAACUGCCGGUCGUGCAGAAGGCUCUCAGCAGAAGAGAAAACCCACCAAUCAAUUCAGGACACCUGCAGCAACUGUGGCUGUUCCAAAAGGAUCCACACACAGACCACAUUACUCAAGAGGAUUAGACAAAGAAGAUGCUUUCGUCAGGAGGAGGCUGUAGGAUCAUCACCUGCAGUGAUAACUACAGACUGAUGCUGUGAUGCAAGAUGACCAUGGCAGGACUGUUUCAGUCUGAAACAGCUGCAAUAGCACUUCAUCCAUUUUCUUUUUAUGCUUGCAGCCUAGUAGUUUGCUUGUAUAUUGAUUACUUCAUCUUCAGUUUUUCAGCUCUGUUUUCUUGUGUCAUCUUUUUGGGGCUUUAAAGUCAAGUUCAGUAUCUGAGGUGGAAAUGAAAAGGUUGAUGGACAGGUGAUCGUCACUGAGAGAGGAUCUGUAUCCGUAUCAUCACUGAGAACGUUUAUUUACAAAUGAAGAUUGAUCCUAACCAAGAUCUUCACUUUUAGCAUCUGAAUAAGGAUGAAGCUGAACGAAACUGCAACUUUCUCAUGAAAGCGUUAAUCGGGUUGUCAAUUCAUGUGCAAGUAGACUUUGGUUAGGUACAUAUUUUCCUCGCUACGCUUCAUCAGUCAAGGUUUUGUCUUUAUCUGUGGAUGUAGUCUCAUAAUGGAGAUUCAAACGGGAAGAUCCAGCAAUUAAUUUUUGUUCUUUGUCGGGACAUGAGCCUGAGGCCUCCAUACUGAGCACCGUUUAUGCAAUCUAUGUGACUGCUGCUGUACUGUCAAAGGGACAUCAUGGGCUUUCUGCUGAGACUACAUUUGUAGGGGCUAACAGAGGAUGUGGACUUUCUUUAAAAAUUAUGAAAUUGCAGCUUCAACAUUUUAUGGCCACAUGGGACAUUAACUGAUCUUUUUUUUCAGAUAUUAUCACUCUGUUGCUUAAGCUAAUAGUUUCUUCAAUUUGAGAGACUUCAUAUUUGAAAAUAUGAGACCUCAUAUUUGAGGUAUAGGGCAUGAAUAAAAACAACAAAUGAACGCUUGUACACUGCUAGCAUAAUGGACAGGUGUUUGACAGGGCUCGCACACAAAAGCAAACAGUAUCCCACAGUUGUUUAUGUUUUUAAACCCAUUUUUCACAGAGAGACAUUUUGUGACAAAUGUAUUGAUAACAGUGUUGAAUAUUCUUACACACUAAAACUAACAAACAAAAGAAACCCAACUAUACAUAAAAUAAUUACACCAUCUUGCUGUCUUUGAAUAAAACUGAUAUAUUAACAUAUUCAUAUAUAAAUUGGCAUAUUCAUGAGUUCCAAAAAAAAGAGAAGUCAGUCAAAUGUGAGGCUAAAAACUGAUGCAAAAUGAGGAAAUAACACAAAAGCUGCUGUGAGUGUCAACAUUAGAUAUACUUGUCACUAGAACUGACUGUAUACAGUGACAUUUCUUUGUUUCCCCCACAAUUUUUGCAGCAUAGUGUACUCUGUAUUGCUCUGCUUGUGCCAAGGGACCAGAUUCUUAGUUGGACCAAUUUUUAGAGUAAUGUGUUUUGGGGUUUCAAAGCCCCAUAGAUAUUAGGUAGUGAAAGUAACACAGCUCAGCUGCUCCAAUAAUCUUGACACAUAAAGAAUCACCAGAGUUUUUGCUUAUUCAGUCUUAUUGGUUGUCCUUCUUUCCUGGAUCACCUGUAGCAUUCUAUAAGCACCCUCCCAGCUUUGAAAAAUGUCCAGCAGGGAUUAGCACUUUUUGAUAUGAUGUUCUUCUGCUUCCCUGGCCUCUAUGUCAGAGACCUAGAAUACUUGCUGUAGCAAAUGGAACCAUGAAUUCUGCUGUCUGCCAAAAAAUAUCUGAUGGAGAAUGUCUGACUAUCUGUUUGUGACUUCAAGCUGAAGCACAUUUGGGUUCUGUAGCACUACAAUGAUCCAAAACACACCAGCAAGUCGACCUCUGCGUGACUUCAGAAAAACAAUAUUAACCUCUUAAACUUGAUUGGUUGAUUGUAAUUGUUGCUCCUAAGGGUGGCCCAACCAAUUAUUAGGUUUAGGGGGCAAUCACUUUUUCACAGAAGGCCAUUUAGGUUUGGAUUUUUUUUCCCUUAAUA